UCUCCUAAACUUCCCACACGCACAAGUUAAACUGACAGAGCCUGCCCCAUGCUGACCAGAGUGGACAGUCAGCUCGAGUAAAGUGGAGUACGCAGUCUGUAAAGUAACGUGGAGUUACACAGCGCGUGCAGCUCACUUUCGGAUCGUAUUAUACUUCAGCGCUACUUUCCAGUAAAAUAAGGCACUGAAAUGAAAGAGGAUUAUUACCGCCACUGCAACAUGGCACUUCUGUUCAAAUGGCUUUGGGACUGUUUUUCGCCAUGAGUACCCAUUCUCGCGCGCAUCGGCCGUCCUGAGGCACGAGGAAACAUCAAACCACCUGUUGUAAAUGCUUUCGGGGAGAAAAAGAAAACUUCCCACGGAUAUAACGCACACUGUCACCCGCGCACGUGUCAACACAUCACAUUUGGAUCGCCAACCUUAAUCAGUGUCCGAGAUGUGACAGCAAGAGGAGUUUUUUCCCCUAUCCUUGCAAUUUAAAAUAUUUACAUUAUUAUUAUUAUUACUAUUUUUAAACAUCUGCCAGCGGAUCGCGCGCGCGCACGGUGGACAGCGUCAGAGCGGUAGAAUGAGGAAUGACGCGCGUGCACGAUGGCCCGAGAGGACUCGGUGAAGUGCCUGCGCUGUCUGCUUUACGCUAUCAACUUACUCUUCUGGCUAAUGGCUCUGUGUGUGCUGGGAGUGGCUGCUUGGCUUAGAGAUUACCUGAACAAUGUGCUCACCUUAACUGCAGACACCAGGCUGGAAGAAGCAGCGGUCCUCACAUACUCCCCUGCGGUUCACCCCGUUGUCAUCGCUGUGUGCUGUUUCCUAAUCAUCGUGGCCAUGGUGGGCUACUGUGGCACGCUGAAAUGCAAUCUGCUACUCCUCUCCUGGUACUUUGGCAGUCUGUUGGUGAUCUUCUGUGUGGAGUUGGCCAGCGGCGUGUGGACAUAUGAGGAGCCAUCAGUGCAGAGGUCAGAUAUGAUCAGCCUGAAGUCACGUAUGCCCAACUACGGCCUGCAGCGCUACCAGUGGCUAACACAUGCCUGGAACUCGUUUCAGACUGAGUUUAAAUGUUGUGGAGUGAUCUAUUUCACCGAUUGGCUAGAGAUGACGGAGAUGGAGUGGCCACCUGACUCCUGCUGCUCCAAUCAGUAUGUAGGCUGCGCUCGCCACGCCCACUACAGUGACCUGAGCGACCUGUACCAGGAGGGCUGCGGUCCCAAGAUAUACAGUUUCAUUCGAGGCACGAAGCAGCUGCAGGUCCUUCGCUUCCUGGGCGUGUCUAUAGGAGUGGCACAGAUCCUGGCCAUGACGCUGACCCUCACGCUGCUCUGGGCACUCUACUAUGACCACAAACCUCCGGAUCCUACGCCGCCUGAAACUCUUACACAUACACACUGCCUAACUGAAGAGUCCCAAAAACCUGGACACGGGUAUCUACGGACAUCUGACACCUGGGCUAACGGACACAGCCAGUUUGAAAUGGAGCAGCUUUGCUAGCAAACACUGUAUGACACAAAUAAACGGUCCAGUUUCUUUACAGUUCUGUACAGCCAUCGAUACAAAGAUUUAGCAACUCUUCUUUCUUUUAAACAUCUAAAACAUAUGGAGCUUGUCCUGUGAACUGGAAUUGCAGCCAAAAAUGGGGAUGAGGUGGCAAGGAAAUGUCCUAUACAGGCAGGGAUGCACCCUAUAUGAGCAAGGAAGUGCUAUAUACAACAGAAAAGUGCCCUAUACGAGCAAGGAGGCGUCCUAUACGAGCAAGGAGGCGUCCUAUACGAGCAAGGAGGCGUCCUAUACGAGCAAGGAAGUGCCCUAUAUAAGCAAGGAAGUACCCUUUAUGAGCAAGGAAGUGCCCUAGAUGACCAAGGAAGCGCCCUAUACAAGAAAGGAAGUGCCAUAUCCAAGCAAGAAAGCACCCUAUAGAAGCAGGAAAGCGCCCUAGAUGAGCCCUUUAUACCAAGAAUACACAUUAGGAUGCUGCUGAAUCCUCACAACAUGCCCUUAAAACCUCUAAACACUCAACCAAAGAAGAUUAUGGAAAUGGAUCUGAAAAGCUAUUCAGCACUCCCCCCUAAAACCACUGAGCUAUAAAAGACUGGAGGAGGCUACAUGGUUUUUAUGUUCAUAUUUUAACCUGACAAUUCAGGAUUUAAAGGGCUAUAAUCACUAGACAUACGCAUAAACUUGGGUCUUAACUGUUUUUUUUAAUGGUGUAUUAAUGAAUUCUCCGGUAUUCUAUGUUUUUUUUUUUUGGAUGUACCUCUUACAUGUCUUAAUUCACUAGCACUGUGAUGUAAAUUCUAGGCCAGUUUUAGACAAUAAAACCUUACAGCAGCGGCUUUGCUAUGAGAAUGCUGUACUUUGUAAUUACGUAUCAUGUACACUGAAGCAUGUGUGUGAAUUACAGUGCAUUUAACUAUCUUUUUAAAUCAGAUUUUCUAAUGUGUGUUUGGUGAAACUGUGCUGAAAUGUAGUCCAUAGCUUGCUUAAGGGUAUUUACAGACUGAAUUACAGUUCCAUUCAGCAGGAAGCAAUAGGUAUAAUGUGUAUUGUAAUGACCGCAAACUGUGUUUAUUACAAUAGCACAGUUUGCAGUCAUUAAAAACACUCUACACCUAUAGGAGAAUAAUCAACACUGGGGUGGGAACAGCGGAUGGGAUUUAAGGCUUCCUCACAGAAGGAAAAAUUAAACAAUAGAAGUGUUCUCUGUUUUCUUGCAACAUGAUAUACAGACAGGUGAUAAAUUUAAGGGGGUAAAAAUGACCUCAGGCUUUCACAAGUUUCAAACCAGACCUUUCUAAAAAAAAUGAAUUGUCCUCACAGCAUAGCAAAGCCAUAAUUUUAUCCGUUUAUCUAUUUUGGUGGGCAAUGCUAAUCUUUACAUUCACUCAGUUCCAACAACAGAAAACUUCGUUUGAAUCAACAAUAGUUUGUUCAUUAAAUGGCUCUUUGGUAAA
Molecule: messenger RNA, 2945 nt
Organism: Hemibagrus wyckioides
Lineage: Eukaryota; Metazoa; Chordata; Actinopteri; Siluriformes; Bagridae
Gene: tspan12
Product: tetraspanin 12
Exons: 7
Coding region: 592-1485 (297 amino acids)
Cellular component (GO): membrane
Source: RefSeq, a predicted model, not a curated record